Molecule: messenger RNA, 543 nt
Organism: Rosa rugosa (rugosa rose)
Lineage: Eukaryota; Viridiplantae; Streptophyta; Magnoliopsida; Rosales; Rosaceae
Product: F-box protein At5g62510-like
Exons: 1
Coding region: 1-543 (180 amino acids)
Molecular function (GO): protein binding
Source: RefSeq, a predicted model, not a curated record
AUGGAGGUUGCUCUUCCAAAUCUCCCAAGCGACAUCAUAUCGUUUCAGAUCCUCACAAGGCUACUGGCCAAGUCCUUGAUGCGUUUCAAGUGCGUAUGCAAGUCUUGGUCCUCUUCCCUCUUCCUCGAUCCAUUCUUUGUCAAGGCUUACCAGAACAUGCACAACAGUCUCAGCAACAACCACAGAACUACUCACCUCCUCCUCAGCAACCGGGAGGGACAGCGAAUAAUGUUCUCCAUGCAAUUCAACCAAGAAUUAGGGUUUACUAAUAGUCCUACACGGCCGGCCAUUGACCUUCUAAGCCACAAUUCGCAGAUAACGUCGUCUAAUGGAUUAAUCUGUCUUUAUAAUAAUGAUGCCGCUGUCCCUGUUGGUAUAUUUAAUCCAUGCACUGGAGAGUUCACUACUCUUCCAGUUUCUCAAUAUGCUUCAAAGUCCAGCUCCGACUCUGGGUGGACAGUCUUAUAUCGGGUUCAGUCCUCUUACAAACGAGGACAAGGUUUUCCGUGUGGAUGUGCAUCUUACUUCAGAGACAAUAAUUAA